Messenger RNA from Ictalurus punctatus (channel catfish), 2756 nucleotides. RefSeq names its product V-set and immunoglobulin domain containing 10 (gene vsig10). The record is from RefSeq and is a predicted model, not a curated record. The coding region runs from base 297 to 1898 and encodes 533 amino acids. Gene Ontology annotation, molecular function: cell adhesion molecule binding. Gene Ontology annotation, cellular component: cell-cell junction. Lineage: Eukaryota; Metazoa; Chordata; Actinopteri; Siluriformes; Ictaluridae. The transcript has 9 exons. Gene Ontology annotation, biological process: cell-cell adhesion.
GGAGAGAGAGAACGAGAGAGAGAAAGAAAGAAAGAACAGGUGUAUAAAGGGAAAGUAAGCAGGCAGACAUGAACAUGGACGCAGUUAAGACUUGAUAUAUCCUUCAAACUGAAACUGAAACGUCUGUGGGUUUGUUUGUUUUUUCAACAGUUGAGAAAACCGCAACUUCCUGAUUUGUCUUCGCUCGCGCUGUUUACAUUUGACAGAUAUGACUUUUUACGUCCGUAACAAAUGGUCUGAGCAGCUGCUGCGCGCGCGCGGUCCCUUCUCGUCCUUCUAAACUUCCGGCUACGGCGAUGAAAAUAUCCGGAAUAACUUUUCUAAACUUUUUGCUUUUAUAUCAUACAGUGUUAACGGAUGACGAAGCUACAAUAAUCAGAGAGUUGGGGGAGAACAUCGUGCUGCCAUGCCUCAACCUCCCCGUCAACACCACCCCGUCACUGACCCACUGGUUAAAGGGCAGCAUGGUGCUAGCCACCCGUAACCACUCUCUGCCUGCCAGCACGACGUAUAAAUUGACGCAUAUAUCCAUCCUGGACAACAGCAGCUUGAGCAUCGCUGGCUUGAUGACUAUAGAUGAGGAAGUGUAUCGGUGUGAGACUGAGCCGAGUGAUACCGACGUGCCACAUGCAGUUCAGCUACUGGUCACAGGUGGUCCAAAGGACAUGGAGGUAAAUGUACAACCGGCGACGUUUCUCCCAAAUGGAACAUGGUUCGUCGUCGAAGCCACCGACGUUGUUUUUAACUGUUCCAGCAAGUCAUACCCCUCGCAGAACCUGACCUGGACAUUUGAGGAUGUGACCCUGAAAGAAAACAAAAGCAGGGCAUUUGGGAAGGAUUCAUCUCUGAGCUUUACGAUCUUUAACAUUCGGCCUGAGGAUCAGACAAACUACACGUGCCUCGCUGAGAACAUCGUCUCCAAGAAAGUGGAGACACGAAGACUAGAACUGCUCGUCUACUAUGCUCCAGAAAUUCACCCGGACUGUAUUUGGCACUAUGGCUCUCAGCUCGAUCAGGUCCGCUUUAACUGCUCCUGGUAUGGAGCUUACCCGACCCCCACGCUAACGGUGAUAUUGGAGUCAAAAUCAGGCGGGGAACCCAUACUGAACGCAUCGCAGGAGACGGAGAACUUUGAGCUGACUCUGAACAGGAGCAUGCUGUAUGAGGGCCAGAAGAUCACCUGUGUAGGAAAACACGUAGCACAAACGCCUGGGGCCGAUAGGUCAUGCACCUUCACACUUGUGGCUCCGUACCCGAUCGGACAACCGAUGGUUGCUGCUCUGGAAGGCACGAGCAUCACUCUCUCAUGCACCGAGUCCAAGUCUCUGCCUCCUGCUAAAACCGUAUGGCUGCGAGGAAAAAAUCGGGCGCCCAUCGUUCCCAGCUCCAAGUACAUUGUGGUUGAGCAGGGCCCGAAUCUGAGCCUCACCAUAGUCAACGCCACCAUGGAUGAUCAGGACGUGUAUUUCUGCUGGAGUGAAAACGUUGUCGCUUUCCAUGCACUGGAGGUCUCCCUUACUAUCAGAUCCUCUGCGGAUAAGUCCGGAGCCGUGGUCGGGGUCUUCAUAUCAAUUUUAAUUUUAAUAGCUGGAUUCACAGUGGGCUACUUUCUGUACACCCGCCGUGACAGGAUAUGUCUGGGUUUCCGAUUUGGUAGUUUAAACGAUGACAACAUGGACGUGAUGACUCUCAUCGACUCCGACGAGGAAGACGUUUUCCACGAUGCCGUUCCGAGGCUCCCUCCACUUACUAACGGUCACGUUCCUACUCCAGCGACCACGCUUGUCGAAAUUCACUGCAUUCAGUCCAGUGAUCAUGAAGAUAAUGUGCAUGAUACAGGCCUAGAUCAUCACACACAAGACCAGACACAGGAUCACACAGAGCCAGAUGAAAAAUAAAGAAAAGGACUUGAACUGUACAGAAUUUCUUUCAAGAGCCAUUACAUUGGCUCAUUUUAUUUAAUAAUGCAGGGAUCUGAAGUUGCGAUUUGUGUGUGUUUGUGUGUGUGUGUGUGUGUGUGUGUGUGUGUGUGUGUGUGGUGGUUUUUACAGUAGAAUUAGCUGUUAAAAUGGUUGUAUAAAAUAAUAAUAAUUAUUUUAUUUUUUUGUUUACUUGCCAUGUAAUUUUGGCCACAUUGCGUGUGUGUGUGUGUGUGUUGUUACCCACUGCUUUGUAUAAAAGCAUAAAAACUGUCCAUAUGCGUUAAGACAAUGUUUUGAAAGGGUUUUUUUUUUUAAUUCCCUUUUAUUUGAAUGCAAAAGAAGCUUUUUCUAAUUCUGUCUGAUUGCUUUGAGAAUGAUGCAAUAUAACGACAAUAUCUACUGUAAACUGUAUGCGGCGGGUUUUCAGUGCAGCCGGUGGACGUCCUUUAUUUUUCUGAAUAAUUGAUUAAUCUGAUAAGAAUGAUCAGAAGGUUUCUUGAGGGUGUUGGCACAGCGAGUAGUUUCCCUUCUUUUGGGCUAUUUUUAAAACAAAAUUGGGCUGGAAAAAACACAAGAUGUAUUUUAUAUAGUUUUGAAAUGAUUCGUCAGGGUCUAGAUGAUCAUUAAUUUGGUUGAAAAAUGAAUGCAUUAAUGUAAACUAAUGUGGAUUUUUAUGUACAAAUUGUUUCCUGUUGAAAGAGUGGGAAAAGUUGAUUGAUAAUCUUGAAUGAAUGGAAGAUUUUGACAAAGCUGGAACUGUUUCAAGUGUGUCUUUUUAAAAAUUUAUUUAUUUAAUUAAUUAAAAAAUAAAAUAAAAUCUAUAAUAUUGCCCUU